Molecule: messenger RNA, 1945 nt
Organism: Oryza sativa Japonica Group (Japanese rice)
Lineage: Eukaryota; Viridiplantae; Streptophyta; Magnoliopsida; Poales; Poaceae
Source: RefSeq, a predicted model, not a curated record
AAGAGAGGCCCACGGACAGAAGCAGAAAUGCGGGAACCCUAAAAGGAAGGGGAAGCCGGAGCCCCCAUCCCAAUCUCGAUUCGCCACUCCCAUCCCCGCCGGCCGCCGCUGGCCCCUUUCCCCUUCUCCGACCGGACCGCGCUCCUCAGGUUUUCGUGAUUUCAUCUUUGCAUUUGAAGGUCUGAACACUCUUUGAUAGAUCCAUCGCAGGGCAGGGCAGGACGCGCAAUCCACUGCGGUCGCAUCUGUUUGCUGGAGACCCAAACUUUUAGGCGUCGAGACUCCAUCCCAGUCUGACUUCCUGCUCCGACCGCGCGCCUCAAGGAAGCUUUAUCUCGGCUCGGCUGGCUACAUCUUCUGUUUGCUGCUGCUGCUUAUUGGAGCUGGAACUUGGGAGUUGCUGAUCGACUCUGAAGAUGGGCCUGUCGCGUCGGGCUAAGAAUCUCAUCGUCGACGUCCCCUUCCAAGGCGCCAAAUGGCUACGCUGCGUCGAUCUGGCAGGCCAGCUGUUCGGUAACACCGCUACACCACCACCACCAACAACAAUCGCACAUGGAUCAGAGUCAGCAGCUGUGCAAGAAGACUACACCUCUCAGACACUGGUGUCCGACUCCUGUAAUCCCAAGAAGAAGGCAGCAGGCUUAAAGAUGGAGAGGAUUCGGCUUCCCAGACCCAUCCUCAAGUUCCGACCUGCUCUAAACGAGGCAUGUAGGAUUGAUUGCUUCCCUUUUGUGGAUCACAAGAUGUUCUGGGUGGAUCACUUGGGGCGCCCUUUCCUCUUUGAAGCAGAGACACGGCUGAUGGACAUGUUGCCCUGUCUCCACAAGCCCAAGUCGAUGCCCUUUUCUGUGUUUGUACCCAACGCCGAUGCUGACAAUGACUAUGAACACCACCGCCCUGGCAGCAGUCUUUUUGUUAUGGAGAGGAUUCCCAAGCCAGAGGUCAACUCAAGCACACAGUGGAGCGAUCAGUUUGAGGCCUUUGUCUACUGCAAGCACAAGCGGACAUCGACCAACUUCUCCAAGACCUGGCAGUGGCAACUCCUCCCGCCGCCGCCGUACGUUCGUGAACCUAAGUACUGGCACAGCUGCAGCCGCCCAGAGAUCAGCUCCUACACAUCGCUCACCGUCAAUGGUGACCCCCACAUUUGCAUCUCCAUCGAUGGUGUUGGCACCUACUGCCUGAACACGGCAAGCCACACAUGGAUAAAAGUCGGUAAUUGGACCCUACCCUUCCAUGGCAGGGUUGAGUAUGUGCCUGAGUUCAACCUCUGGUUUGGCUUCAGCUCCGAUGAGUCACCGCACUACUUGGCUGCUUCUAACCUCUCUGCCAUGGACUCCCAGCCACAGUUAGUGGGUCGUUGGGAGGAGCUUUACCUGCCAGAGGAUUUGAAGGAAUGCAAAAACCCUCAACUUGUCAACCUCGGCUCUGGCAGGUUCUGCAUCACAAGGUUCUUCCACUCUAGGAGUCACAACAGUGACUCUCGGGGUGAUGUUGACCAGAAUGUUGCUGUCUUUACCGGUGUGGAGGUGAAGCCAUGUUUCCAGGAUGCCAAUGGCGGCAGUGGGAAAGUGGAACUCCAAAUGAUCCCACACAAAUCAUUAUUUCACAAGUCUAAUCACACUACCAUCGAUGCUGUGUUCUGAACAUUUUUGACGCACUAUUUUGAAAACUCCCUGUUUUAUUGCUAUAAUUUUGGUUGUUACUUCUGGGUCUGAAAAAUAUAUAAUUUUGGUCGUUGGCAGUGUAGGAGGUAACUCAGCGUCUUCGUCUAAUAUGUAGUGUAGUGUUGUAUCCGAAGUUAUGUCGCCUUCUCUUGGGCUUAUUUGGAGAGCUACUCCUUGUUUACAUUAAGCAGCAUCGUAAACUGUUAAGCGAUCUAUUUUUUAAGAAAACUUUAUAUUUAGAAAUUUCUUUAAAUAAUCAAAUAGAUCUCAUUUUCAUC